Messenger RNA from Pseudocercospora fijiensis CIRAD86, 1122 nucleotides. RefSeq lists its product as uncharacterized. The record is from RefSeq and is a predicted model, not a curated record. The transcript is spliced from 2 exons. NCBI's taxonomy places the organism in Eukaryota, Fungi, Ascomycota, Dothideomycetes, Mycosphaerellales, Mycosphaerellaceae. Gene Ontology annotation, biological process: peptide modification; carbohydrate metabolic process. Bases 1 to 1122 code for a protein of 373 amino acids. Gene Ontology annotation, cellular component: plasma membrane.
AUGCCGCCGCGAUACUUCAAGAACGAUGCGCCGUUGGCACGGCGAGACCCUCGCCGCCAGCUCGAAGCCUCACUCACACGCCUCGUAACCGACCACCCUCCAGCCUCUGUCAAGCCCGGCGGCGGCCUAUUCAAAGGUCCCGUCUCAGUCGCCUACGUUUUCCUCGUCCUACAACAAAUGUACCCAGACAUGGUCAUCGAAGGCCACGCCCUAGGAACAUGGAGUGCAGCCUACCUGAAGCAUGCCCAAGACAACAUAACCUCGUACCCGGGACCUAGCGUAGGGAAAUGCGGCAUCACCGACGACAUUCUCUCCCUCCUCGCCAUCGGCGCAGCUUCAAGCAAAGACGUAGACAUGGUCAACAACCUCUGCGAUUACUCGGCAGAAGUCCUCGAAGAAGGCACAGAGAAUGAACUAUUAUACGGAAGAGCAGGCUACCUCUACUUGCUCCGCAUGGUAAAAGCAAGUUUCAUGGACGACCCCAAGACCCUCCAGAUCAUAACCGACAACCAAGACGACGUGGUGGAAGCUAUCCUCGACUCCCCACGACCCUGGAAAUGGAGAGGGAAGACUUACAUCGGAGCCGUACACGGCGCCAUGGGAAUCAUAACCCAAAUCGUCCUCACAGAUCCCAAAAAAUACGCCGAGAAACUCGAAGCCGAACUCGCCGUCUUACUCACAUACCAAUACCCCGAAUCCGGAAAUUUCCCCUCCAGCGUGCCUCCCGAACGCGACCGUCUCGUUCAAAUCUGUCACGGAGCACCAGGCGUCGUAGCUUCUUUGGAGUCGAUCAAAGAAUUCUUCUCCCCAGCCCUCCAAGAUCGCAUCACCAAAGCCAUUACCAAAGGUCGAGAAUGUAUAUUAGAGAGAGGGUUACUGACGAAAGAACCUUGUUUAUGUCAUGGAAUUUCUGGGAAUGCGCUGGCGUUAGAGGAUAAGGAGUUUGAACACUUUCUGACGUAUACGACUGGUCAUGAGAUGAAGAGUAUGGAGAAGGAUGGAAUGCUGGAGAAGAGUUCUGCACCGGAGAGUCUGUGGUUUGGAGAGGCGGGACGGGCGUGGACUUGGGCUGUUGCGGAUCGCGGGUUGCCGAAGAGGGUUUUGGGGUAUAAUGAUCUUUGA